GGGGAAUCCUAGCUUAUUUAUCUCGAGUACAUGCAAGUUAUACGUGCUGGUAAUACAUGUACAAAUAACAUAAUGGUUGGGUUUGGGGGGACCAGUAUAUAAAAAUAGUGGGUAUACAAUUCUGCGUGUGAGACGGAAUAGGGGACCCAGCCAGUCACGGCUUUUGAAUUUUGGGAAUGACAUUUUUCCCUUGUUCAUGCGUUGCAAGAGCUGAGUUGCAUUUCAUUGCUUCUUUUCUGAUUAUCAUUUUUUAUCGAGUAUGGCGUUCGCUCAACAACAUAGACGACCUCAGCACCGGUACCGACGCAGCCCUUCUCUGGGCACUGACGACCUUAUCAGCGACGAUUAUAGCAGCCAAGCUUUUGUAGCGCCUACCAGUCUCAUUCUCUCGCCCAGAGCUGCUACUAUUACUACUACUGCUGCUGCUGCUCCUCCUACAACUCAGCAACAGCAACCACCAGCUUCGUCCGACUCUGACAACGACUGGCACGUCAUUAGCUCCGCUGCACCUUCUCGACGCUCGUCAACUGUUCCACGCCGUGAUUCAGCGUCGUCUGCUCUUGACCCUUCUGAUACCUCCUCUUCAGUACGCCAGUCUGAUACCGAGUCUUUUUCUGACAUUGACACUCUCACGUCAUCAGUGCGUAAUGUUGAUGAGUUUACGACACUACCUGCUCAUGACGGAACGGGCACUUUCCUAGACGAGCCUGGAUACUUUUCUGACGGCACCAAUCGUUCACAAGAUGAAGCAGACUCACCGUCUGCAUUUGCUCGAGUUGUGCAUCGUAUGCUGGACAAUCGAAGAGGUUCGAACAGUGGACAGCAGCAGCAACAGCAGCAACAGUUGGCUUGGCGUGCACAACCUAAUGACUUUGCACCGGAAUCAGCUAGUAUGCCAAAUAUAUUACUUCCUCACGGCGGGAUAACAAUACCGUCAUUUGCUCUUAAUACACAUCCAGACCAACAACAGACAAUAGCACAACAACAACAACAUAAAGAGCAACUACAGCAACAAAAGGAGGAAGGCGAGGAAGACCAAAAGAGCGACGAAUACUCCCUGCCAUCUUUCCGACCGACAGUACCAGCAUUUCCCAUAAACGAUAUACAGAGUCAAAGCGAUACAUCUGCAAGUCAUAACACUAGUCUCAGCAACGAUGUUAAAUUCACUAGAAGACGACGGCGUAAUCUUGAUAGCAUCCCAAGUCAUCACCCGGCCAUCCCCGGCACAAUAGCGUCAGCAGCUGUGCUAUCGGCUAUUUGGGAUCAAAUUCGCCGUAUAACUACCAACCUGCUGGAAAACGAUGCAAACACAUCUGAUACAUUCACCAACCUCGUCUCUGAAGCUGCUCUAGAAGGAUGUAUGCCAUUCGGGUCCCACUUACACAUGGAUUUUGGUGGUUCGUUUCUGUCAGCGUAUCCCAGUAGAAAGAGAGUUGAAACGUGGUAUGACCUUGUAUAAAGUAAAAUAUACGGCUUUUUGCUUACGUACAUCAUUGGGGCUUUGCUGUCGCGCAGCCCUACAAAGCAUUACAUUAGUAUCUUACUAUUAUUGUUGUCAUCCAACAACAAUGCUC
Molecule: messenger RNA, 1574 nt
Organism: Zychaea mexicana
Lineage: Eukaryota; Fungi; Mucoromycota; Mucoromycetes; Mucorales; Lichtheimiaceae
Exons: 3
Coding region: 260-1459 (399 amino acids)
Source: RefSeq, a predicted model, not a curated record